Xiphophorus hellerii (green swordtail) is the source of this 3583-nucleotide messenger RNA. Its product is annotated as solute carrier organic anion transporter family member 3A1-like. NCBI's taxonomy places the organism in Eukaryota, Metazoa, Chordata, Actinopteri, Cyprinodontiformes, Poeciliidae. Gene Ontology annotation, cellular component: basolateral plasma membrane. The record is from RefSeq and is a predicted model, not a curated record. Bases 446 to 2548 code for a protein of 700 amino acids. Gene Ontology annotation, biological process: transmembrane transport; prostaglandin transport; sodium-independent organic anion transport. The transcript has 10 exons. Gene Ontology annotation, molecular function: protein binding.
UGCUUAAUUUUCCAAAAGGUGCUAUUAAUCUGAAAAACAAAAACAAAAAAAAACCGAAAUAUGAGAGCGCAGCUAAUGCAGCAUCCCGGAUGUAGGGAAGCGACAUCCAGUCGUCGUACGUGCUGGAAGCCGUCAUCCAUACACGCGCAGCUACGUAGGCUGACAUCCACCGAGAGGACUGGUGAGGAGGAGGAGGAAGAAGAAGAGGAGAAGGAAGAGGAGAUGUCUGUGACGGUCUCUGUGUUUGUGUUCUCCUGGGCGGACCGUGCUCCUCUCCGCGUCCCCGGCCCCAGAGACGCUCCGUUCGGAAGAGACGCCUUUAGUCCGGCUUCUUCUCGCGGCGUCGCGCGGCUUCACCGGCCGUCCUAACCAGAUGCCCUCCUCCGCCGGACCGGACCCGCUCAGUUUCACGCCGACCGACCCCAGCGGAGCCUGAGCUCGAAGGAUGCAGGUGAAAAGCCAGAUCUGCACCGAGAGGAGCAGCACGGACGACCCGGAGCAGGAUGACAACCAGAAGAAGACCUCCUGCUUUUCCAACAUCAAGAUUUUCCUGGUGGCGGAAUGCGCGCUCAUGCUGGCACAGGGCACCGUGGGCGCCUAUCUGGUAAGUGUUCUGACGACUCUCGAGAGACGUUUUAACCUCCAGAGUGCCGAUGUGGGCGUCAUUGCCAGCAGCUUUGAAAUCGGCAACCUGGCCCUGAUCCUGUUUGUCAGCUACUUCGGCGCCAAGGCCCACCGGCCCCGGCUGAUUGGCUGUGGGGGGAUCGUCAUGGCAUUGGGGGCGCUGCUCUCAGCUCUGCCAGAGUUUUUGACUCAUCAGUAUGAGUAUGAGGCAGGGGACUCGUGGCAUGCCGAGGACGGCAGGGUCAUCUGCUCCAACAAAACCAGGUCAGAGAAUCGGGACUCUGGUUUUAACUGCGGCAACCGAGCCAACACCAACAUGAUGUACCUUCUGCUCAUCGGAGCUCAGGUUCUGCUCGGCAUCGGGGCCACUCCCGUCCAACCUCUGGGAGUGUCAUACAUCGAUGACCAUGUCCACAAAAAGGACUCUUCAUUGUAUAUAGGUAUCUUAUUUUCAACACUAGUUUUCGGCCCAGCUUGUGGCUUCAUCCUAGGCUCCAUCUGUACCAAAGUCUACGUUGAUGCUGUUUUCAUCGACACCAGUAAGCUGGACAUCACCCCGGAUGACCCUCGCUGGAUCGGGGCGUGGUGGGGCGGCUUCCUCCUCUGCAGUGCCUUACUCUUCCUGUCGGCCCUCUUCAUGUUCGGCUUCCCCCAGGCGCUGGACGAGCAGGACAUGGACGCUCGAGGGGAGAGUGAGCAGGCCAUGCUGCCCACCUCCUUGAGCCUGGAGAGCCAGGACUCUAAACCCAACGGAGACUUUCGUGGCUUCGACAUGAACAGCGGACUCUCGGUCUGGGAGCAUCUGAGAGUGAUCCCCCGGGUAACCAGGCAUCUUCUGUCCAACCCGGUGUUCAGCUGCAUCACGCUGGCUGCCUGCAUGGAGAUAGCUGUGGUUGCUGGUUUUGCUGCUUUCCUUGGGAAAUACCUGGAGCAGCAGUUCAACCUCACCACUUCCUCAGCUAAUCAGCUGCUAGGUAUGACCGCCAUCCCCUGUGCCUGUCUGGGUAUCUUCCUUGGGGGGCUCCUGGUUAAGAAGCUGAACCUCUCAGCUCUCGGAGCGGUCCGCAUGGCCAUGCUGGUCAACCUGGUGUCCACGGCCUGCUACGUCUCUUUCCUCUUCUUGGGCUGUGACACGGGGCCUGUUGCUGGGGUUACGGUGGCCUACAACAAUGAGACGCUGCAGUCGAAGAAGCAACCUGAGUCAGGCUGCAACAGUAACUGCAACUGCUACACUGCCUCAGUGAGUCCUGUCUGUGGCUCCAACGGAGUCACCUACAUCUCAGCCUGCUUCGCUGGCUGCACCAAACCAAACCUGAGCAGCUGUGGGUGUAUACCCAGCAUUGGCGGCGAGAACGAGGCCUCACCGGGGAAGUGCUCCAGCCCCCGCUGUCAGCAUGCGUUCCUUACCUUCCUGUGUGUCAUCUGUGUAUGCAGCAUGAUCGGAGCCAUGGCCCAGACGCCCUCCGUCAUCAUCCUUAUCAGAACUGUAAGUCCUGAGCUUAAAUCAUAUGCUCUUGGAGUUCUCUUCCUCCUCUUGAGGCUGAUAGGCUUCAUCCCUCCCCCUCUGAUCUUUGGUAUGGGCAUCGACUCCACCUGUCUGUCCUGGAGCUCGGUCUGCGGCGAGAAGGGCGCCUGCAUGCUGUACGACAACGUGGCCUACAGGCAUCUGUACGUCAGCAUCGCCAUCGUGCUCAAGUCCUCGGCGUUCCUCCUGUACGCCACCACGUGGCAGUGCCUGAAAAGCAACUACAGGAGGUACAUCAAGAACAACGAGGGCUACCUCACGCCCACCGAACUUUUCGCCUCCAAUGUGACUCUGGACAAUUUGGGUAAGGAGAUUACCCAGAACCCAAGUAACAGGACAAAGUUUAUAUACAACCUGGAGGACCAGGAGACGAGUGACAACAUGGAGUCGGUUUUAUAGUGGCGAUUUACACGAGGCCAGCAGGAUCUGUUAGUGUGCAUCUGAUGUGCAGUCUCUCUCUCUUUCUCUCUCUCUCUCUUGGUGUUGUGCAACAUGUAGAGCGUUGUUCAUCCAAAACAUUAGAUCUGUUAAAAACAGUAACAGGACUUCCAAAAAACAGAAAGAAAAAAAAACAUUCAAAAUCACAAACUGACUUAGUAACGCAUUUAGUCAUUUGUGGUAUUUUUUUUCACCUUUCAGUCUGAAAGCAAUGAAGGGUCAAAUAAAAUGCAGCAGUGUUGGAAACCAAAAGGAUGGUGCUGGUUAGAGAUUCGCAUUCACUCCUCGUUGUCAUGAACGUUAAUGUUGGGUUUUUAGUGAGGCGCAACACCAAAAACUACAUUCUCUUUGAAGUCAUAAAAAAGCUUCUGGCAUAACUCUGCCAGCAUAUUCCACUCUUUCUACAAGAAUUGAUUGAUAGAUUUAGCAUAGCAUUAUGCUAAUGCCAUUAGCACACCAACUUUCUUUGAUCUAUCCCGGUGGGCAGCUGCAAGUUUCAGUCGAGUUUGAAGGCAUCAGUGUUGGUGAGAUGGUUUCAGGUGAACUGAAACAUAUCCAAACUAGUUUUGGUUUGAGUGAUGAAGGCUGGCUUUAAGUUUCGGGAACGGCUCUGACCUCAGCCAUAUUGAAAAUGUAAAAACUAUUUCUGAAGUCUGCUCUGUGGCAAGAAACCAACAUAUUUCAAUGAGCUCCACUAUCUUCGAUGAGCAGAAUGGUCAGAUAUCAAGCUUGUGUGUAUUAUUGUGCAUACAGAUCCAAAUAUUUAAAAUAACUGUAUAAAAUAAUGUAAGAUAACAUGUAUUUACCCCACAUCGUAGUGUUACGAUAACUCUACCGUGACACAGGUGAUUUAAAAGAAACAAAAACAAAAUGAAUAGGACUUUCUUGUCAGUGAUGAACGUAUGUAAAUUUCUGACCAGCACUGUUGAUUUAUAUUAGGGUCAUGCCUACUUUUUAGAUCCGAGUAAAAAAAACUGUUGAGUGUUUCUCAGGUGA